Messenger RNA from Parnassius mnemosyne (clouded apollo), 339 nucleotides. The record is from the annotation of a GenBank genome assembly. Lineage: Eukaryota; Metazoa; Arthropoda; Insecta; Lepidoptera; Papilionidae.
AUGACUAAAUUCUUGAUUGUUGCUCUGGCGUUGGUAGCAGUAGUAGCAGCAAACCCUGGUUUGAGCGGUGGAAUUGGCGGAUCAGGCAUUGGAAGCUCAGGAAUUGGCUACGGCAGUGGCGGUUUAGGCCAAAGAGGUGGAUAUAAUUCUGGCCUUGGUGGCGGACUUGGAUACAGCAGCGGCAGUGGUAUCGGUGGCGGACAAUCAGGUUUCGGCGGUGGAUUGGGGCAAGGAGGUAGCGAUUUCGGAGUACGAGGCGGCCGAGGUUUCGACCAAGGAGGACAAGGCGGCCGAGGUUUCGGUCAAGGAGGACUAGGAGGCGGUUACAGGAGUGGUUGA